AUGGGCACCUAUCUCGAGCCGGGAACUUUCAACUUCGUCACACCCGCUCAGGAUGAGCCUAUCACCACGCGCCGCAUGAAGAAGUCGCAGACCCGCCGCGGCGAUGGUCACCUUGUCAAGAUCGUCUCGCCAGCAGAGCCCCCCAUUGGCGACAGUCGUCCCAUUCUGAACGUGCCUGCUGAGCUUUUGGUCGAGAUCAUUGCUUAUGGCAGUCAGAAGGACAAGUUGGCCUGGAUGUUGGUCAGCCAAAAGUUCGUCGACCCUGCUGAACGCGCACUUUGGCGCAUCUGCGGGCGCAAAGGAUUCAUCAGACUCCUACGCAUGACUGACGCGAAGAGACAACGCCUUGUCAAGAUGAUCAGUCACCUCAAUGUCGGAGACAAUCUCUACUUGUUAGAUUUCGGUAUAUGGCGGCACCGAUCUCAUGAAGUUCAAUACGGCGUCUAUCCCGACCAAAUCCCAAUGCUGCCCGCUAGUUGGGUCAUUCAUCCUCGACUCAAAUCUUUCACAGCUCUGUCAGGAGGGGCUAACGGUGCGAUUGAUGAUGACUUUGCCGCUCUAAAGAAGACAUCUACUCUGGAAGCUCUGCAGAUCAACCACCACAUCGAGCGCAACACACCAACUGCCUUCCCACGACUUCUCGAAUGUUUACCUCGUUUGCGAGUUUUCGAAGCCCACUACUUUACCUCGGGCACUCUCCUUGCCCAUCUUGCACCGUUGCCGGCUCUUAAAAAGAUCGUGCUUGGCGGCAACAUCAACCUUGAAAUGGUUCAACAAGCAGUCGAGACACCCGGCGCAUUUAACGAACUUGAGGCGUUGGACAUCACCGUUCGUGUCGAUGCUGCAACACGCCUCUUUCAACAUCUACCCAACCUCAAGAACCUCAGAGUCGUUUUGGAAAGAACCUUCAUCGCUUUGUCAGACGAAGAACGUGCAGAUGUGACCAUAUCAAGUCUGCAAGCGAUAGGUGCUAUGUCGAGCCUGACACUACUUCACAUCAGAUUUGUGUAUCGUGAAUUGUUCAGCGAGCUGAAAGCGCUGAAGCAGCUUUCAUCGCUUCGCAAGCUCGAUCUGACUCUUCAGCAUCAAGGCGCAGACCGACCGCUACCAGACAACCACACAACAGAUCUUGUUGAGCAACUGAGUCACUUACAAUUGGAAGAGUUCUACUGUGACCUUGACUUGAAAACCGCCCAGCUUGAAAGCCUAAGCAAAGCCUGUCCCACCUUACGCGGGCUGAGGUUCUAUCGUUGGCACGAUCUUGAUGAUCUCGACACAGAAGAAUCACCAAUACUCCCAACGUUAGAGCAUCUCGCAAUCUCAAACUACAGCUUUGGUCGCCCAGUCUAUAGCAAGAAAUGGAUCAAAACAUGGGCAAACAAGCUAGCUGUCGCCGCUCCUGUUCUUUCGACUUCUCCAUGUUCGCCCUCUCGAUAUAUUACAGAAAGCGAGGUGGUGUACGUCGCUGGUUCGUCCACCUCUACGAUUGGGAAGGAGGAAUAUCGACCUUGA
Messenger RNA from Aureobasidium melanogenum CBS 110374, 1512 nucleotides. RefSeq lists its product as uncharacterized. The record is from RefSeq and is a predicted model, not a curated record. The transcript is spliced from 2 exons. Bases 1 to 1512 code for a protein of 503 amino acids. NCBI's taxonomy places the organism in Eukaryota, Fungi, Ascomycota, Dothideomycetes, Dothideales, Saccotheciaceae.